AUGAUCAAAGCUAGGCAAAUGUGUUAUUUGGAGAAGCACAGGAUAUACGAAAUGUUUAAGAACAUGGUUAAAGCACUCGUCAUAUUUCAGCCACCGGAUCAUUUACGAUUCGUCGCGUGGUAUUGGAAACGCCGGCGUCAUGUGGACGUACUGAAAAUCCUAUUGGUUGCUCCCCCCAAUCACCGGUUAAAUACAGACAAAGUGUACGUUGCACUCAACAUAGCCAAAAGCACCGGAGUGGUAACCAUCGAUCGGCGGAACGUACUACGCAGACACCGGAAAAAACGAGUUCACAACGGCGAUGACGACGAUGACAGAUGUGAUUCGACGAAUUUUAUGACCAUGUUGUUGGAGUACAUGAAAGCGAAAGGGGCCUCGGAAAAAGGAUGGGUACUUUUGGACAUCCCAAAUAGUAAUAAAGAAGCAGACAUGAUGAUAAGUCUUGGUAUUCUACCGACACACACAAUCGUGCUGAAUGAACCAGUAGGUUUAUGCGAAACUCAAAUGAAAAUUGACAAGUUCAAUCUGAUUUACAAAAACAUAGAAUUUGAAAUUAAAAUGAAAUUUCGAUUCACGUUAAAGGAAAUCAAUGUGCAGGGUAAAUCAAUCGACCAGAUAACAGAAUUGUGCCUGGAUCAAAUAAUAUGCCAAAAACCGUCUGACGUUCCGUUUGUGCCUAGAGUGACAGUUAUCGGACCUAAAGGAUCUGGAUGUUUUUUCGUAGCCAGCGCUCUAUCCAAGAGAUUCAAUUUAGUCAACGUGGAUUUUGAUCAAAUGUUGGAUCAAAAAGCUGUUACUAGUAACAGAAAAAUCGCCGAAGAAACGGCAUACUCGUGGUUAAAAGAAAAACUAAUCGAAGACAAUUGUAUAGAAAAUGGUUAUGUAAUUAAGGGUUUCCCGCGUACAAGAGCUGAUUUUGAAUGGUUGGAUUCAACUGAAAUGGCUCCAAAUCGAGUCAUAUUUUUGGCGAUUAGUUUCCCAGAAAUAUAUAAUCGUUUCAAGAACAGGUGCUUGGUCAAAAAUACGGGAACUACUAUGAGCCUGAACCGAGCAGUCGACGAGCUAAAAGCUGGUACGUUGAAAUUUGAACAUCUAAGCCGGUAUCCGUUGGAUUCAGGAAAAUUUUUAUGCGAAUUUAAAACGUAUUGCAGAUAUUUAAAAGAGAUGCUCUAUUAUUGCGGAGAUAGUUGUUCUAUCGUCACUUUUGGCGAGUCUCUAUGCGACAAAGCGUCAGCGUGCGUCGUAUUCUCGAGUCCGGCCUCAGGCGCAAGACCUCGCGACCGUAUGCCGAGUCGGCUAACCGCUAGCCUUGCUGAACGGAUGCUUUUACCCGCGGAAUACGAAGACGUCUGUCGCGAUCCCGGGUUGUCCGAAGCCGCUCGGAAUCUACUUAACGCCCUCAAUCGAGACGCUAAACGACUGGAAAAUAGCGGUUUCCAUCAGGCUGUUUAA
Rhopalosiphum padi (bird cherry-oat aphid) is the source of this 1452-nucleotide messenger RNA. Its product is annotated as adenylate kinase 8-like. The transcript is spliced from 11 exons. Bases 1 to 1452 code for a protein of 483 amino acids. Gene Ontology annotation, cellular component: cytoplasm. Gene Ontology annotation, biological process: nucleoside triphosphate biosynthetic process. The record is from RefSeq and is a predicted model, not a curated record. Lineage: Eukaryota; Metazoa; Arthropoda; Insecta; Hemiptera; Aphididae. Gene Ontology annotation, molecular function: ATP binding; AMP kinase activity; nucleoside diphosphate kinase activity.